UGCACCGGGAAUAAUAGGUAAUUUCGUAGAAAUUACUUAAAAUACAAGAUAGAAACAAAUUAUGAGGAAUAUUGUUGUGUUCAAAUGAUGAAGUGGGGACAAUUGGGUCCUGCUGUGGGAAUCCGAGUGAGGUAACUGUCACACACGACACGUUUGCUUCCACCAACCUAACAAUCUCUACACAUCGGCACUUUUCGUCACCCUCUUCCUUCCUUUCGUCGCCGGCGAUGGCAUGGUUUCAAUCAUCAAAUAGGAAAGUCCAGUUACCGGCCCAAGCCCAAACCCCGCCUGUCCUUGACAAAGACGAACGGAUCGCUAAGGACGAUGCAGAUGCUGAAAGUUUGAAGCGGGCGCCCACUGAUAGCAAUGUCACGGAAGAUCAAAAUCGAGAUCCUUUCAUGGGAGUAAAGGUACGGAGAAAAGCUUCGUUUCAUAGAAAUUACAUCGGCGAUUACCUUGACGUGCCUUCUCGACCCUAUCUCAUGAAGAUUCUAGAAAAACAAGGUGACAAGAAAGUCCUCUUUGCAGACAAAGUUUUGAAGUUCACAAGUACAGGAAAGAUGAAGAGGCGCAUUUUUCUUGUAACUGACUUUGCCGUUUACAUUGUGGAUCCAAACAUUGAUGCACUUAAAAGGCGGAUUUCCCUGGCAGCUGUUGAAAAGCUCUGUUUGAGUGAACUAAGUGAUAAUUUCUUAGCAAUUAUUAUACCAACUGAAUAUGAUCUACUGAUAGCCAGUACUCGGAAGACGGAAAUUGUAUCUGUCUUAGUAGAUGCUACCAGGAGUCAAUCCGACUACGAACUUGAGGUGCUACUCUCUAAUAGAUUUGAGUACAAUGCAACUUCCGAACUAGUAAAAGAAAUUGACUUUGAGGAAACUGAAGUUGGGAGAUAUCUUUUAAUCCCAGAGGGUGCGAGAACAAGAAUUGUGCGGAAGGGAGUUGCACCUUUAGUGUAGCAGUGCGACAACAUGAACUGCUAGCAUACCGCCUUGACAUUCCAAGGAGGAAUCACUCGGUAUAUAAUUCAUGUAUAAAGGGUACUGGCAGAUAACUUUGUCGAUAGAGCAGAGAAAUUUAAGUUGCCAAGAAUGGCGGAGGCAAAGAUGAUGCAGAGGGGAAGCAAUAACAAGUAUUCAGGUAACAAAGAACAUUAGUUUCUUUAUGGCAUAACACACUGUAAUCCGAAUACCUAGAGAGGAUGUAUCAGCAAAAGCAGUUUCAGAAAAAGCACAUAAGUGCCUCAACAGGAUAUCGGUUAGAGAAUCUCCCAAAUAAGAGUUAUUAUUGUACUUUUACAUACAAUCGAGAUAUAAUUGUAUUUUUACAUAUUAUAAAAGCUUUCCAUAUAUUGCAUCUUUUAUUGUUGCUUUA
Molecule: messenger RNA, 1371 nt
Organism: Solanum lycopersicum (tomato)
Lineage: Eukaryota; Viridiplantae; Streptophyta; Magnoliopsida; Solanales; Solanaceae
Cellular component (GO): myosin complex
Molecular function (GO): cytoskeletal motor activity
Source: RefSeq, a predicted model, not a curated record